UUUGACAACCUGCUGACUGUGAGCAAAAUUAUCCCACACCCUGACUUCUACAUCUUCCAGAAUGGGGCAGACAUUGCCCUGCUGAAACUCACAAACCCUGUGAACAUUUCCAGCAAGGCCCGCCCUGUCUCCCUGCCUCCCGCAUCCAUGACCUUCCCCUCAGGAACAUUGUGCUGGGUGACAGGCUGGGGCAGAAUUGGAAAAAAAGUAAAACUGCCGCCACCAUUUCCUUUGAUGGAGGUGGAAGUUCCCAUUGUAGAAAACCGCCUCUGUGACAGGAUGUAUCACAAAGGUCUCAGCACAGUUGACCAUGUCCGCAUUGUCCGUGACGACAUGCUGUGUGCUGGGAAAGAAGGACGUGGCUUCUGUAAGGGCGACUCCGGAGGACCUCUGGUCUGCAAGGGAAAAAACACCUGGCUGCAGGCAGGUGUGGUGAGCUGGACAAAGGGCUGCGCACUGCGCAACUGGCCUGGCGUCUACACCCGGGUCACCUAUUACUUGGACUGGAUCCGCCGCUAUGUCCCCAAGGACUUC
Molecule: messenger RNA, 534 nt
Organism: Apodemus sylvaticus (European woodmouse)
Lineage: Eukaryota; Metazoa; Chordata; Mammalia; Rodentia; Muridae
Product: tryptase-like
Exons: 3
Biological process (GO): proteolysis
Molecular function (GO): serine-type endopeptidase activity
Source: RefSeq, a predicted model, not a curated record